Colletotrichum phormii is the source of this 1271-nucleotide messenger RNA. RefSeq names its product ubiquitin-conjugating enzyme. Lineage: Eukaryota; Fungi; Ascomycota; Sordariomycetes; Glomerellales; Glomerellaceae. The record is from RefSeq and is a predicted model, not a curated record. The transcript has 2 exons. Bases 304 to 900 code for a protein of 198 amino acids.
CCAUCCCAAAAGUUUACCAACAGCUAUCCGUGUAGCCGGCUUCACUCGAGAUCCUUCUUUCCACUCAACAAUCGUCGUAUACAUACCAAUCGAAUACACGAUUUCAUACCAAUUGACUUGCAAGCAACUGCCCAGACACCUACAGCAUCUUCGCCCCCCCCCCUCCUUGCGACUUGUCACUGGUUCCAAGGGGCCAUCAGUCGAACCACGGGUCGAUCCAUCCAUUGCGCGAGCAAACGGAAUCGCCAAGCAGAAGAAUACAGAGAAGAGAGAGAGAAAGAAGCCACAUUCUACUUGUCCAAGAUGUCGUGGCGCAUUCAGAACUUGCCCGAUUCCCAGACGAAUCCCUCGGGCGCCGCGCCAGGAGGAGAACGAGGAAGCGGGAAAAAGUCAAAGUCAAAGUCCACGUCGGACGGGCGGGGCGCGAUCAAGAGGCUCAUCAAGGAGCUUGACGUGUGGCGGUCGGAGAAGAAGGAGGAGAGGGGCAUCGAGAGAUUGGGUCCCGUCGACGACGAGGAUCUGUUGACGUGGGAGGCUGUUGUUAAUGGGCGGGGAAUCGGGAACGGAUAUGAUGAAGGCCGCUGGCUCCUCCACAUCCAAAUCCCGCAAGACUACCCCCUCCGCCCGCCGACGAUACGCUUCGCCACCCCCGUGGUGCACGCCAACAUUGCCCUCCAGACGGGCGAGAUCUGCCUCGACCUGCUCAAGGACGCCUGGACGCCGGCCUACAGCGUACUCGAGAGCGUGCGCGCCGUGCGCACGCUGCUGGCGUACCCGGAGACGGACUCGCCGCUCAACGUCGACGUCGCGGCGUUGCUGCGCGGCGGGGACGUGUUGGGCACGCGCGCGCUUGUUGAGUUUUGGUGCCGUGAUGACGAGGGAAGGUAUGAGGGGCCGUGAAGAUGGGGUUUUCAGAGGAUCUGUAGGGAGUGAGGUUUUGGAUAUGGGGCUGUUUUGCCAUGUGAUGGCUACGCUGUCAUCGUUAUGCGGAGGUAGGGUGAUUUGGGAGACAAUUUGACCUGCCUGGCUGGUGGACUUAAGUAGUCCAGUCUGUCAAGGGGAGAGAAUUUGGGUAGGGUUUCGGCAGCGGCUUCUGUUUUUGGACAAAAUACUCGACAGCAUCAUAUAUAUAUAUAUAAAUGUACAUGGAAUGGGACGGGACAGGAUAGGAUGGUAUGGAGUGCUCUUCUGGUAGGGAGAACUUUGAGGGAUAUUGUCAUCACUCACGAAAGAUUGUAUAACUGCAAUAGCAAAGAACUUAUUUAUUUGGG